Molecule: messenger RNA, 1842 nt
Organism: Kalmanozyma brasiliensis GHG001
Lineage: Eukaryota; Fungi; Basidiomycota; Ustilaginomycetes; Ustilaginales
Product: Zinc finger, CCHC-type
Exons: 1
Coding region: 1-1842 (613 amino acids)
Biological process (GO): mRNA processing; ubiquitin-dependent protein catabolic process; protein ubiquitination
Cellular component (GO): nucleus
Molecular function (GO): zinc ion binding; ubiquitin protein ligase activity; nucleic acid binding
Source: RefSeq, a predicted model, not a curated record
AUGGCGUCCGCAUCCGUCUACUACAAGUUCAAGUCACAAAAGGAGCCCUCGCGCAUCACCUUUGACGGCACGGGCAUCUCGGUAUGGGAUCUCAAGCGCGAGAUCAUCCUUCAAAACAAGAUGGGUCGAGGCACCGACUUUGAUCUGGGCGUCUACAACGCCGACACGAACGACGAAUACAAGGACGACAAUUCUCUCGUUCCAAGAUCCACACAAGUCAUUGUGCGACGCUUGCCUCCAUCGAAACCCGGCCGCGGCACUGCUCAGAACUACGUCGCUGAUGUCAAUGGAGCUGCGGACAACACAGGCGCGAGCCGAUUCUCUGGCACAGCCAAUGCAGGAGGCGUCAAGCCGACCGAUGCUCGCUCGCAGAUGUAUCGCGGGCCCAUGACAAUGCGAUUCGACGGUGGCAAGGAUCCAUCGGCGCAGCCAUCUGGCAGUACUUCGGGUGGUCCAGGGCCAGGCGGCCCUUCCUCUGGAGCUACGGGAGAUGAGGCUGAUCGUAUCGCUGCCAUGUUUCAGGCCACCACAGAACAAUGGGACGAGACGCAGGAGCGCAUGUCGCACGCCACCUACCGCGACCGCAGCGGGCAAGCUCGUCGAGGUGGCCCACCACGGCCUAUGACGACUCAACGUCCUCAGCACGUCCCCGAUCGUCCACCACCCAUCGGCUACGUCUGCUUCCGAUGUGGAAAGCCAGGGCACUGGAUCCAAGAUUGUCCCACCAACGAUGACAAAGAUUUCGACAAUCGACCUCGUUUCAAGCGCACCACCGGUAUUCCCAAAUCCAUGCUCAAGACGGUCGAGCAGCCGACCGACGAAGAUCAGCGCGCAGGAGUCAUGCUCACCGCCGACGGAACCUAUGUGGUCGCCCGCGUCGAUCAAGAGUCGUGGCGAAAGAACCGCGUUCGAACCAAGCCUCUCACCCAAUCUGACGUCUAUCAAUCCGCACCCACCGACACCUCACUGGCCUGUCCGCUUUGCUCCAAGCUGCUUCGUGACGCCGUGAUCACGCCCUGCUGCAAGACGAAAUACUGCGAAGAGUGCAUCCAGACCCACUUGCUGGAGCACGAAUUCAUCUGCGCCGAGUGCGACAAGCGCGUCGCCGAUCUCGAACAGCUCAAAGCUGACGACGAGACGCGCAGGAAGGUCAAGGAGUAUGUCAAAGAGACGAUCGAGCAGAGCGAGAAGGAGAUCGAAGACCAGAGCAAGAACGGCGAACAGGGCGACUCGAACGACAAAGAAGGCUCGCCAAUGUCAGGACGUCAGCGCACGCUCAGUCCAGGCGCAUCGCGCAACGAUCAGGACGAACAGACGCACAAGACCAACCCGCAGGGCGAGAACAGUCUUUUGUAUGGAGAAGGCAACGGGAGCAACAAUGGCCAGGCAGGCAAUGCCGGCCAGGCAGGAGGGAUGGUGUUCAACCCGCAAAUGGUGCAGCAGAUCAUGAUGAUGCUUCAAAACCCGCAGCUGCCACCUCCGAUGCGCAUGCAGCUCCAGAUGCAGUUGCAGAUGCAGCAGUUCGCCUUCAUGCAGCAGAUGCAACAGCAGGGAGGCGGAGGCGGUGGUGGGAUGAACAACCCGGCGAUGGCUCAGAUGAACAUGAUGCAAGGUGGAGGAGGAGGGCCAUCGUGGGGUCAGCAACAGGCUACACAAGCCACCAAUCCCUUCAGUCAUCGUGCUCCCCCGACGAAUGAGCACUCGCCUUACAUGCGCGUCCCCGUGAAUCAGGCAAGGACCACAAAUACGACGGGGACGAAGCGCGACCGUCCGACGGACUUCGUCGAGGUCGGCAGCAAGGGUGGCGGAAGUGAUGCGAGCAAGUCGGCUCGAACGGAUUAA